GCGGGUCGGCUGCGAGAUGGUGGCCUUCAAUGCCGUCAUCGAUUGGCAGGCGCGGGUCUUCUCGCUGGAGUUCUUCUCGCCAGGCAUGCUGGUGCAGGUGGUGCGCGCGUCGGCGCUGCUGGCCUCGGAUGUGCUCGCGCUGCAGCGGUUGCGCGGGCCUGGCGCCUGGGCAUGGCCUGUGAACUGGAAGGGGCUGGAGCGCCUCCUCCGCGUGAACCGCCGCCUCGAGGAGCAGGCCUCCGCUGAGGCCGCCCCUGGCUCAGGCCGCCAGGGGCCCGCGCGGCCGCCGCCGCUCUGGCAGGCCCGUCACAGGCGUGCGCUCGCGGCGGUCCUCGGCGGUUCCCACUGGCCUCAGGAGCGGCUCUGGAAGGAGGGCAAGGCGCUCGACCGCCGCUGCUGCCUGUGUGGAGGCAGGGGCACGCUGCGGCACAGGGCCUUCGAGUGCGACGCUUGGCAGCCGCUGCGGAGGGAGGCGUGCUCGCCCGAUCUGCUGGAAGGGGCAAGGCUGGUGGCGCAGCGCGGGGAUGCCGCGGCGGAGCUCUUCGCGCGUGCGCUCUGCCCCGACCCUGCCCUUGCCUUCCCCGCGGCGGCAGACGCUGCGCUCGCGGCCCCGCGCUGGUUCGGCGCGCCGCCAGGCUCGAAGUUCGCGGGCAGGGUCUUCGUGGAUGGCAGCGCCAGGUUCCCCGCGCUGCGAGGGGCACGCCGCGCUGGCUGGGCCGUGGUGCAGAUCGGCCUCGGCGGGGAAGUCAUCGGCGGGAUGCGCGGCAUCGCCCCGUGGAGGUACGGACCCGAGCAGGAGGCCAGGGACGGCGAGGACUACGCGUUCCACAUGCUGGCCCAGUACUGGCAGGCGUCGGACGACGGCGCGGGCCUCGAGGUCUUCUGCGACUGUGCUGGCACGGUCGGCCUGGCGCUUUCGCGGGGCAAGGCCCUCGCGCCGCUGCAGGCGCGCCGCCGCCUGUGGCAGGAGUGGUGGGCGGGGCCUGGCCUGGCGGCCACAGUGCGCAAGGUCAAGGCGCACAAGGCGCUCGCCGCGGCGUCCAGCUGGGAGGAGGAGCUCAUGAUCAAGGGCAACAGGGCAGCCGACCUGUGGGCCAAGAGGGGCGCCGCCCUGUGGCCGAUCGACGAGGAGCUGGUCUGGUUCCUCCAGGUGUGCGCCUGGCGUGCGGAGGAGCUCGGGCGCUGGAUCGGCGAGCUGGCCGCCGCCAUGGUGGACCACGAGAAGCUGGACUCCGACGGGGUGGUAGGCACGGCCGACCUCGUCUACGACAUCCCGCAGGAGGCGCUGGACGCGGCGGAGCAGGCCGACGAGGAGGUGGCGGCGGCGGCGCUCGAGGCCGAGCUCGUGCAUGGCCAGGCUCCUGCUGCUGGUGCUGGGGCUGCUGCUGGCGCGGAGCUCGGCCAGCCACCCGACGCCGCCGCCGAGGCCGCCGCCGUCGAGCUCGAGGACGCUGCGGCAGCCGCCCCCGAGCUGCAGGCAGCUGUGGCAGGAGCAGGCGUGGCGCGGGAGGUGCGAGGGCACUGCAUCGUCGUCUCUCGCCUGGAGAACGGCGACGGGGCCAUGGCCUGGUGCCUGAAGUGUGGCUGCCGCUUCUGGAAGAGGGGCGACCUGCCCCCGGAGCGGGCGGCAGAGGCGAGGCGGCUCCUGAUGCGGCUCCAGGAGCCGAAGAGCAAGGUGCGGCUCCUCGCCCCGCAGGCGCCCACGGCCGAGGAGCAGGCGCGGCUCGCGGCGGUGCUCCGAGGAGGCGCUGGCGAGGCAGGCGGCGCUGGGGCCCCCGCUGGGGCUGGGCGGCCGCCGCGCUGGGGGCUGCGGCCAGCCGUGGCGGAUGCCUGGCAGGCGGCCGCGCUCCACGGCUUCGCUUCGCCCGCCGCCGCGGCGCGCUGGGCGCAGGCGCGCGUGGAGGCGGGCUGGGAGUCGCCCUUCGGCGACGGUGGCGCGGCGUGA
Prorocentrum cordatum is the source of this 1945-nucleotide messenger RNA. The record is from the annotation of a GenBank genome assembly. Lineage: Eukaryota; Dinophyceae; Prorocentrales; Prorocentraceae.